Messenger RNA from Hypanus sabinus (Atlantic stingray), 4337 nucleotides. RefSeq names its product tectonic-3-like. Gene Ontology annotation, biological process: smoothened signaling pathway; cilium assembly. The coding region runs from base 35 to 1726 and encodes 563 amino acids. The record is from RefSeq and is a predicted model, not a curated record. The transcript has 15 exons. NCBI's taxonomy places the organism in Eukaryota, Metazoa, Chordata, Chondrichthyes, Myliobatiformes, Dasyatidae.
ACCGUCACCUGGCAACGGCGGUGGCCUAGGUACGAUGAUGGCGGUCAGUGCUGCUGCCGCCGUCAUCGUUAUUAUUCUGCGCUCUUUGUGUUUACUGCUGUGGGCAGGUGGCGGGACUUGUAGCCCCGGACGGCUAGUGACAGGGGAAAGAAGCCUGAGAACGGUGGUUCCCAUUUGUAUCUGUGACCUCACCCCAGGAAUGUGCGAACUGAAUUGCUGCUGCGAUCGUGACUGCUCCACCACUGAUGUCCGUGCUUUCUCAUCCUGCCUGCCGGGCAGUGAACCGGUCAUUAGCCGGGUUUGCAUCAAGAACUCUGUUGUUUUCAUCAGCAAUAAUCCUCUCCCAACAGUUCUCGACCAGAGCGGUUUGGACGUUCUCUUCUGUGUGAUCGUCAACAAUCCGAAAGCAAAUUACUUCGUCUCGCCACGAUCUGUCACCCGGGAGAGUUUCCCGCUGCUGGCUUCACAGUACGGCGGAAACUCCUUUGUCAUCCCUUCACAGCUAUCAGUGUUCGAGGGCAAGGACAAGAGCUUAAAUGAGUUUGAAAACUUCUAUAAGGUUGGUCAACAGAUUCUCACCUACUUCCCACAAGCCCAUGCCCUAGGUGUCUUCAUGCAGCCUACUGCGCUGGCUGGAGGGCAGUGCACGGACAGGAACCCAGCAGGUUUUCUGCAAAGUCGCAGCUCCAUGUGCUCCCGCAGCCUGCAGGACUUGCGCACAUCUUGCAACAGGCUCCGUGCAUUGAAUGCAGCUGAAUAUUACAAGUACUUCGUCCUUCUCCAGACUCCAAAUACCACAAUCAUGAGAGAGGUGAUGAUUCAGCCUCAAGGUGGGCAGGUUGUGCCUUCCCCGACACUUUUGAAUGACCUGUGCGUCAACGUCAUCUCGGAGGUGACCUACAUGAUAAGAAGUCGAGGCCGAGAAGGGAUCGUUGAGGCAAACGUCAGCUUCACCUUCACGAACUUACCAUUGACGGCCACCAGCAUUCAGCAAACCUAUCGCGUCUUCUUUGUAAUGGAUCCGGGGAACAGCAUAGCAAAGAGACUGAGCGGGAAUCCUGGUUACCUGACUGGGAAGCCCAUCCUGGCCUUCAGAGGGAAGGACUCUGCCAGCCUGAGUAUUCUGCACAGUGCGGCAGAUGGAUCUUGCUCCCCAACCCUGAGGACAGCAGUAGUCUUCCGGCACAACAUGAGGGCUGGCUGUUGGUACAGUUUUGACCCCCGUCAUACGUGCCAUCAACGCCAGGAAGCUAUUAAUCUCUUCCUCCUGGGAGAUAAUCCCCCCGAUUCCCUUGGCAUCCUGGGUAAUGCCAGUGGCAGUGAACUCCAGAGUCUGACUCGGAUUAUCAAUGGCAUUCCUGAGACAGCGAACACCACGUGCGAGGUCAACUGCACCCUUGCUGUAUCGCUGGACGUCCAGAUCCUGUGGGCAAAACUGGGUCCACUCUCCAAUCCUCAGUCCGCUGUGCUGGGUGCUCGCUUCCAGUACCACACCCAGAAGGUUCAGUGUUCAAGCACCAAAGUCUCUCUGAGAUCCUCUGUCAUCUUUGUGGAGACCACUCGCUACCCACCAUCACCCAGGGGCCGGCCUUCCCUGGACUGGAAGCUGCCCAUUGACUUCUUCUACCCGUUUCGAGUCUCGCAGGCUGGAAUUGCCAGGCCAACGUGUGGGGCGCUGGGUCCCGUCUAUGCCGUGGCCUUAGUGCUUUUCCUGAGUCGGCGGUGAGGAUUGGACAAUCCGAUUGUGACAGGAUGGACAGAUGGGGGUGGGGUGGACUCGCUGGGUGGGCAGCUUUUGCUGAAUGCAGAAGGGCUGGCGCAUGACAGAGUUCUUCCUGGUCUUUGCACAGGGGCAGGACAUGUGAAUUACACAGGGUGCUGGAUAGGGAUGAUUGCACACUUCACAGGGUCCUGGGCUGGGGCACAGUGGAUGUGGAUUACACACGGUGUGUGCAUUACUUGGGGUCCCAAGGUGGGUCAGGGUGUGGACUACACAGAGUCAUGGCUGGGACAGAAGUUGUAGUUACACUGACGUCUGAUCUUGGACAGUGGGUGGCAUGCAUUAUUCUGGGUCCUGGUCUUACAUUGGAUCUUGGGCUAAGCCAGAGGGUGUAGGUUACAGAGGGUUCAAGACAGGUAAAUAGGUCCCAUAGCAUCACUCUGGAGGAGUAGCGGUCCCACUUAGACCAAGUUGAGGUCCAUUUAAAGCCCCCUGCAAGAAGAAUGACAUUGGAGAAAUGUAUCAGGGCAGGAUGCAGGAGGUGUAUGAUCCCUCCCCACUUCCCUCCCCAAGUGUGUGCUGCCUCUAUAUCAGGUAGGAGUGGUUCUGAACCAAACCAGAGGCAUCAACACAAACAUAUGGAGUGGGACCCUUCGACCCAGAGCCUGCUCAUUUGAGUGCUGGGGCCACAGGUGUUCAGGUUCAUCCCUUGCUUCUGAGCAUGAAGUCCCUUGUCCUGAGCAGGACAGAAACAGGACCUUCUUGAACACAAUGUUGUUCCAAACCAAUUAUACUACAAAUAAAUGUCCAACAAGACUAAUUCUUUCUGCCUACAGAAUGUCCAUAUCCAUUCAUUUCUUGCAGAUUUGCCUGCGUAUCUCAGAUUCACCUAAAUGCCUCUAUCGCAUUUACCACCACGACCGGAGCUCUACCACAACUCUAUGUAUACAAAAGCUUACCCCACACAUCUCCUUUGAAAUCACUCCCUUUCACCUUAAAGGCAUGGCCUCUGGUAUUAGACUGUUCAAUCCUGAUAAAGGAUUCUGAGUGUCCAUUCUAUCUUUGCCCCUCUUAAUCUUCUAAACCUCUGUGCAGUCUCCCCUCAACCUCUGUUCCACAGAAAACAAUCCAAGUUUGUUCAACCUUGCUGCAUAAGUUAAUAAGCUGCUUAAGAAGAUGCAUGGUGUGCAGGUUUUCAUUAGACCGUAAGAUGUAGGAGCAGAAUUAGACCAUUUAGCCCAUUGAGUCCGCUCUGCCAUUCUAUCAUGGCUGAUCCCUUUUCCUCUCUCAGCCCCAUUCUCCUGACUUCUCUCUCCCUUCAUGCUAUGACUAAACAAGAAUCUAUUAACCUCUGUCUGAAGUAUAGCCAAUGAUUUGGAAUCCACAGUUGCCCGUGGCAAUGAAUUCCACAGUUUCACCACUCUCUGGCUAAAGAUAUUCCUCCUCAACUCUGUUCUAAACGAUGUCCCUCUAUUAAGGCUCUGUCCUUGGUCUUAAGCUCCUCCACAAUAGGAAACAUGCUCUCCACAUUCGCUGUAUCAAGGCCUUUCAAUAUUCGAUAGGUUUCAAUGAGGACACCCCUCAUUCUUGAGUUUCAGUCAGUGGAGGCCCAGAACCAUCAAACGCUCCUCAUAUGUUAAGCCUGUCAACCCUGGAAUUAUUUUUAUGAACCUCCUUUAAACCCUCUCCUAUGUCAGCACAUCUUUUCUUAGGGAACCCAGAACUGUUUUCAGUACUCCCAAGUGCAGCCUCACCAGUGCUUUGUAAAGCCUCAACAUUACAUCCCUGCAUUAGCCAGGGGAUUAUGUUCAAAAGAAGUAAUGUUGCAGUUUUAUAGACUGCGCUUGAAGUAUUGUGUUCAGUGCUGGUCACCUCAUUAUAGGAUGGAUGGGGAAGCUUUAGAGAAGGUGCAGAGGAUAUUUACCGGGACACUGCCCAGAUUAGUGAAAAUGUCUUUUGAGGAAAGCUUAGCAGGGUAGGGUUUUUUGUUUUGGAGUGGAGGAAGAUGAGAGAUGACCUAGUAGACCAUGAGAAGCAUAAAUGGAGUGGACAGCCAGCAUCAUUUUCCCAGGGUGGUAAUGGCCAAUACCAAAGGACAUUUGUUUAAAGUGAUUUGAGGAAAUGUUAGGGAAGGUGUCAUGGGUAGGUGUUUUACACAGAGAGUGUUAGGUGCCUGGAACAUACUGCUGGGGAUGGUGGCAGAGUCUGAUAUAAUAGGGACAUUAAAGACUUAGAAGGGCACAUGAACAUAAGAAUAUUGCAAGGUAUUAGGUGGAUCAUACAUCAUGGGCUGAAGAACCUGUACCCUGCUGUAUUGUUUUGUUCUUAACAUUUUGUAGCACAAGCCCUUUAAUCCAGACAGCAUCCUGGUAAACCUCUUCUGCACUCUGUCUAAAUUCUACACAUCUUUCCAAUAAUGGGAUGACCAGAACUGAAUGCAAUCCUCCAGAAGCACCCUAACAAGAGUCCUAUGCAACUGUAAUGUGUCUUCCUGACUCUUGUACUUAAUCAUGACCUGUUGACUUGAGGUUAAUGGGAAUGUACAGAAGCUCGUGGGUUUUUAAUACUUGUUUGUAUUUGGAUUUUUAUCAAUAAAAUUCAUAUAUUUUAUUUUCAA